Messenger RNA from Corylus avellana, 1112 nucleotides. Its product is annotated as protein VACUOLELESS GAMETOPHYTES-like. The record is from RefSeq and is a predicted model, not a curated record. NCBI's taxonomy places the organism in Eukaryota, Viridiplantae, Streptophyta, Magnoliopsida, Fagales, Betulaceae.
AGCAAGCCAAAUUGAACAUGUAAUCUUCCUCCACAUCUCCGUAUAAAUAAUCCCAUUUCGGAUUUCCCUGUUCCCAUAUGGGCUAAGCCAAGAAUUUUGGUAAAAACCAAAGAAAGAACCCCAUGAAGUUCGACAGAGAGAUCUCUCACCCGAUCCACCCGCAGCAUAAGCUAAAGCUCGAACACACAGAGAUCCCAUUCAACUGUGAUGGGUGCAAAGAAGCCGGCAUUGGGUUCCAAUACAAAUGCCAGAAAUGCGAUUUUCACUUGCACAAGGCGUGCGCAGUUGCAGCUCGCACCAUUUACCAUCCCUUUUACACGAGAUGCGAGUUCCAAUUUUGCUAUGAUCCCCCUGGAGCAACCAGGAGAAUCUGCGACGCAUGCAGGAAUGAUGUUCUGGGAUUUGUCUACCACUGCAAACGAUGUGAUUUCGAUCUUCAUCCCUGCUGUGCGAAUCUCCCGCAGGUUUUAGAUGAUGGGGAGCGCAAUCUUUACUUGUGUCUCAAGCUAUCCAAUUCUUGCCAUCACUGUGGGGGAAAGGGUCCUGGUUGGUCUUACAGGUCUCACUGCAAGACGUAUAAUCUUCAUGUGUCGUGUGUGAAGGAGUUGCUUGUGGAGAGCUGGCAGGCCAUUUAUCUGAAUGUGGACAAAAACAAGGUCAGGGAGAUGCAGACGAGGAUCCCCAGCCUUAAGGGGACGCUUAAAAACAAUGAUGGGGAAAGAGGAGGGAAGGUGAUGAAGUAUUGUCAGAUCGCCGGUGGAGCUGUCGGCGCUAUUGUCUCCGCCAUCCUGGGGGAUCCUACGCCGAUAAUAGGUGCUGUCGUCGGCCAUCUCAUAUCCAAGUAGAUCAAUAGGGACUUGGCUUAGGUGCUGUAAAAGUACUAAAAUAUAUGUGUUGCAGUUUUUUCACUGAUCUUAGAUCGUUGAAAAAACUUUAGUUUUUUAUGGCACCUAAACCAAAUCCGAUAAAAAACCGAGCAAAAAACCAUGGAAGUACACAUUAUGUAAUGUUAUCUCCAUCCAUGUUGUUCCGUUUCCAAAAGUACUCUGUUACAUGUAAAGUCUAGGUGCUAUACAUGUGAAAGCUUGGGGGCCCUGCAGGGUCCAUCUAUA